AUGCCAGCUAUUGAAAUCAAACACCUUUUGAAUAACAGGUUGUCAGAUAAUGAUAUCAGUUUGUUAUUAUGUGUAUUGUAUAUUCCUUUGGGAAUAAUAAUACUUUCACUCAGAGCAAUAUUACUUCUUGGAUUAUUCUUAUUGGCUCAAAUUUUGCCAGAUACGAAAAAUGUCCGGAAAUUCAUUAGCAAACUAGCCUGUUUAGCAGUGGGAAUAACACUUCAAGUAGAAAAUUGUAAGACCAAGGAAGCUGUCAAUGUAUAUAUUAGCAAUAAUUUAUCAAUAUUUGAUCAGCUGAUAAUUUCUACUGCCACAGGAUCAAUAUCACCUAGUGCACGAACAACCCUUGAAAGAGUUUUGGGAUUGAGCUCAUAUUGUUUCACGAAUAUUGGAAAUUUAGAUAAAUUCAAGAGCAAUGUGAACAAGUUCAUAGUGGAAAAUCAAACUCCACUUUACUUCGCACCUGAGGGAAGGCCUACUAAUGGAAAGGGUUUGCUUAAGUUCAAAAUUUACCCUUUCGAGUUUACAUCAAAAAUCCAGCCAGUGUGUAUUAGCAUCGAGAGACCAUAUCUGGAUAUAUCAGUAACUUCUAUAGGAUCUUCCUACUUGAGUGAUAUUUUAUAUUUCAUGUUCUGUCCUACCACUAACUACAAGCUGAUGUUUUUGCCUCCCAUCGAGAAACAUGAUCAAACUGAUGAGGAGUUUGCAGAUGUGGUUCGGCGUCAAAUUGCUAAUGCCUUGAAGAUUGAGCCAACUAAUUAUACUUCUACCGACUUAGCAGAGUGGGAGAAACGGAAAUUAGCCGAAGAUCAGGUGAGAGCCCAGGGUCGCAAUACAACAAGGGCAUUCAAUCCUGAAAUACAGAGGAUGACUGUGCAAGUUAAAGAAGUUCUGCCUCAUGUUCCCUUCAAUGUAAUCUACAUAGAUUUAUGUGAGUAUAGAAAACUACAAGUAAUACCAAAAUUCAGUUCUUAAGCGGUUAAAAUAAUCAAGCUAGAUGGAAAACCACCGGAGCCUAGUCUUCGUAUUCUAAAAAUA
Molecule: messenger RNA, 1038 nt
Organism: Phaedon cochleariae (mustard beetle)
Lineage: Eukaryota; Metazoa; Arthropoda; Insecta; Coleoptera; Chrysomelidae
Source: the annotation of a GenBank genome assembly